AUGCACUAAGCCCAUUAGAAAGACCUAUUCUAAGAUAAAAAUACAGUAAAAUAAAAAAAAUUUAUAAGUAAAAUUUAUCUAAAAAUAGAAAUAAAAUUCAAUGUUUCCACAACUAAGGUCAUAAUUUAUACAGGAUUAGCAUAUACAGUAACUUUAGGAACAGCAUCUUAUUUCCGACAAGAAGAAUAUAAAUUAAAGUUGAAUUUUUUGAGAAACUUAAGUCGAUUUUCAGGUUUUAUAGCAUAAUUAUAUAUUCCAAAAUUUAUGCGAGGACCUUUAUAUUCCACAUAUGCAAAAGUAUAUCAAGUAAAACAGGAAGAUAUGAUAUUACCAUAUAAUGAAUAUAAAAAUUUUAAUGAAUUUUUUACACGAAAAGUGAAGCCUAGAGAAAUCAACAUCGACAAAAGAACAAUUGUAUCCCCUGCAGAUUCCAAAAUAUUAAACAUAAGUGAAGUAAAUGGGAAUUCUAAUUUAUUAGUUAAGGAUAUAAAAUAUAAUUUGGGUGAAUUUUUAACUGGAAACAAAGAUGUAGUAAUGGAAGGCGCAUUAUUUGAAAGUUUUAAAUUAAAAAAUCCUAAAUCAAAAAUAUACUAAGUAAUAUUUUAUUUGAAUCCAGGAGAUUAUCACCGAUACCAUUCACCAGCUAAUAUUUUAAUCAAAAAAAGAAAUCAUAUAGUUGGUUAUUUAGCACCAGUAAAAGAAUUGUAUAUAUAAAAAAAUCCACGAGUUUAUGAAGAAAAUGAGCGUGUAGCACUUUUUGGAGAAUGGGAUUUCGGAUAAUUCACCUAAGUAUAUGUAGGAGCUACUAAUGUAGGUUCUAUGGAUAUAAAUUUUGAUGAAUUAAAAACUAAUAGGAAUUUCAAAGUAUAAUAUUUCCAAAAAGUCAAUAUUAAAAGUAUUUUUUUACCUAAAGGAGUUGAAGUUGGAAAAUUUAAUCUGGGAAGUACUGUUGUUAUUUUCUUUGAAACUUAAGGUGAGGCUCAAUGGUUAGUAAAAGAAGGAGAUUAUGUUAGGUAUGGUUAAGAUGUUUGUAAAGUUUGA
This is a messenger RNA of Ichthyophthirius multifiliis, 1041 nucleotides long. RefSeq names its product phosphatidylserine decarboxylase, putative. Gene Ontology annotation, molecular function: phosphatidylserine decarboxylase activity. Gene Ontology annotation, cellular component: mitochondrion. The transcript is spliced from 2 exons. NCBI's taxonomy places the organism in Eukaryota, Ciliophora, Oligohymenophorea, Hymenostomatida. The record is from RefSeq and is a predicted model, not a curated record. Gene Ontology annotation, biological process: phosphatidylethanolamine biosynthetic process.